Sphenostylis stenocarpa is the source of this 2204-nucleotide messenger RNA. The record is from the annotation of a GenBank genome assembly. Lineage: Eukaryota; Viridiplantae; Streptophyta; Magnoliopsida; Fabales; Fabaceae.
AUGGUGGGGGGAGAAACUCCCAAUUGCGAACGAGCAAGUCGACUCAGGAACAAGGUGUUUGCGUCAAUGAAGGGUGACGACUCAGUCUGCAUGUUGCGGUCGGGGAAACGCCUGCUACGGGGUUCCAGACAGACUUCUAAAGCGGAGAAUAGAGGUGCAACGAGGGUGGUGGACGGUGAUGGUGAGAAUAAUCGAAUUACUGAUACAAAUCGGAGGAGACAGAAGGUUCGAUCCAUACGCGAGCAUGAUAAUUGUGUUAGAUUUUACGUGAAAAGUGGAAUGAAGAAGAGAGUUGCAGAGAUUGCAGCUAAGGAUGAGGAUGAUAAGAAGAAGAAGAAGAAGAAGAAGAAGAAGAAGAAGAAGAAGAAGAAGAAGAAGAAGAGGUGUGAGUUUCAUGUUGUAAUGAAACCCAAUUGUGGUAGAAACGCUGAGAUGGGUUCGAAAUUCUUGUUUCGAGCGUUAUAUUACAUGAUGAGGCUAUCGUUCUCCUUGAAAGAGCUGGUUGAAUUCCUUUUCAUGGAACCCUUUCCUGCCAUUUAUGCCUCACAAGGGAUACACCUUCCCCAGUCUCAGGGUCCUCCCGUCUCUCACAGGCUUGGGGUUUGCCAGUUUUUUGGGGUCUCACAAUUCAUACCAAUGUUCUGCGUGGAUUUUUCUGCCAUUCCUUUCUGUUUUCUGCAGCUGCAUUCUGCAAUGUCUUUGAAAUCCACUAUUAGGUCAUAUUUUUUGGUAUGUAGUCUAGAACAUGUGAUUGAGGCUAUUGAAGUCGAAGAAGGUUCAUCUGUUAUGAUCUUCAGUUUACCUGGUCAAAAUGGACCGUAUAGAAAGAAGUCAAAGAACUAUAAAUGCAUUCAAGGGAUUGGUACAAGGGAGGGUUCAAAUCCGAAUCCUGCUGUGGCAGACGCGAGAAAUGGAGCACUGCAUUCUCAAUUAAAUGAUCACCAAAAGGAAGUUAUUGUUGUUGUCGCCGCAUCUAAUGAGAAAAUUUGUCGUUUGGCUAACAGUCUCACUUCUACAAGCCUUUCAAAAGCGAAUUCUGCUGUGGUAGAUUCAACAGAAGGACUGAAUUUAUCUCACUGUUCUGCAAAUAUAUUGAUUCCGGAGUCAGACAACUCAAACAACAGUUACUACAGGGUUGGAGGAGCUGUAGUUACUUUUGAACAAAAUCCUUCCUCUAGAAAAUGGCUUCUUGCAAUAAAGAAAGAUGGAAUGACAUGGUGCACUUUCAAGGCAGAAAAAUUUAUAAUGUCCUCCACUUCCAAGAAAUUUACCCAGUGGAGAAUGUUCUUUUUGGAUAAUGGGUGGAGGCUGGAGUUUGCUAAUGAUAAAGAUUGGAAGAUGUUUAAAACCCUUUACAAGGACUGCUUUGAGCGUAAUUCCCCAGGUCAAGCUGGGAAACUUAUCCCUGUGCCCGGAGUCCGUGAAUUGUCUGACUAUGCAGACACUUGCAGCAGUGUUAUUCCCUUUGUUAGGUCACAUACUUAUAUAUCAAAUGGUGAUGAUGAGUUUAAUAGGGCCAUGAAAAGGAAUAAACCAAACUAUGACAUUGAUUCAGAAGAUGAAGCGUGGUUGAGGACGUUCAAUAAUGAGUCUCGACAUGUUUCUGUGGAGAAUUUUGAGUUGAUUGUCGAUGCUUUGGAAAAGGCUGUUUAUUUCCAUCGAGAUGUUUCUGACGCAAAAUCUGCUGCUGAUCGGUGUCCUCAAGAUCUUGGUUCCAAGGAAGUGGUGAGAGCAGUAUCUAGAUAUUGGAUGAGAAAACGGAAGCAAAAAAGUAGGCCACUGCUUAGGGUUUUCCAGAAUUAUCCAGCAAAAGCUGCAGUUACUCCUCAGCAUAUCCCAGAAAAGAGGUCACUUAGAAGGCCUAGUCGAUAUGGUGGAGGCAAAUAUGAUCGUGUUUCCGGAGUAACUGCACUUGCAGGUGAAUUGAAGGAGACGAAAAAGAUGAAAGCUGCUAAAGCAAAUGCAGAAGCAUUGAGGGAAAUCGCAGUAAGAAAACGCAAAAGGGCUCAGGAUCUUAUGGAGAAAGCUGAUUUGGCAGUGUUCAGGGCCAUGCAGAUCCGUCACCCUAGGGCUUUGAUUUUUUUUUGCCAAGAGUUCAUAAAAACCCUUGAACAUAAAGAUUGGAUGAGUGUCCUUAAAAGUAAGGCACACAGUGCAAUUCUAAAUAGCAUGGAUGGUCAACUUAAAGAUGAAGAUUCAUAUCU